Messenger RNA from Talaromyces proteolyticus, 1398 nucleotides. RefSeq names its product L-ornithine N5-oxygenase sida. Lineage: Eukaryota; Fungi; Ascomycota; Eurotiomycetes; Eurotiales; Trichocomaceae. Gene Ontology annotation, biological process: intracellular iron ion homeostasis. The transcript is spliced from 2 exons. The record is from RefSeq and is a predicted model, not a curated record. The coding region runs from base 1 to 1398 and encodes 465 amino acids.
AUGUCGAGGGUAUCAGAUACAGUACCCACCUUAGGAGAUGGCGUUUACGACAUGAUAUGUGUUGGAUUUGGUCCGGCCUCUCUAGCGAUAGCUAUUGCUUUGCAUGAUGCUCUAGAUCCGCAGUUAUCCGGGUCCCCAGCAGCAACACACCGGCCGAAAGUAUGUUUCCUCGAAAAACAAAAGCAGUUCAAAUGGCAUUCUGGCAUGUUACUGCCUGGGUCGAAGAUGCAGAUUUCCUUCAUCAAAGACCUAGCCACCGUCCGCGAACCUCGCAGCGAAUUUACCUUUCUGAACUAUCUAAAAAGCCAAGGGCGACUUUUAAGCUUCACCAACCUGGGCACUUUUCUACCUUCACGACUAGAGUUUGAGGACUACAUGCGUUGGUGCGCCAAUCGAUUUGAGGAUGUUGUAGCAUACGGACAAGAGGUGCAAGAAGUCGUGGCAGGGGGUGCUGAGGCUUCCGGUCUCACCCAGUCAUUCCUUGUCCGCUCAAAAGAUCUGAAUUCUGGUGUUAUUUCCACCAGGCGAACAAGACAUGUGGUAAUUGCUGUAGGAGGCAAGCCCAGGAUGCCGCACGGAAUCCCUCAGAAUCCACGUAUCAUGCAUUCAUCUGCAUAUUGCACAACCCUGCCAGAUUUGUUGAAAGAUCACUCUAGUCCAUACCACAUCGCUGUACUAGGAGGCGGACAGAGUGCAGCAGAGAUAUUUCACGAUCUGUCAAAGAGAUACCCUAAUGCUAAAACGACUUUGAUCAUGAGAGACUCUGCCCUGCGUCCUAGCGACGAUUCCCCUUUCGUCAACGAGAUUUUUGAUCCGGGACGAAUUGAGGAGUUUUAUGCGCUUUCAUCGGAGGAGCGUCGCAUUUCGAUUGCUGCUGACCGUGCUACCAACUACAGCGUGGUCCGGCUUGAGUUGAUCGAGCAAAUCUAUCAGGACAUGUACAUGCAAAGGAUUAAAAACCCAGACUCUUCCACGUGGCAGCAUCGUAUCCUUCCUCGUCACACGAUAGAGGGCGUUUACCAAAUUCGCACCAAUGAAUGCUUGAAGAUCCACCUCCAGACAGCAGAUAAUCGGCGACAAAAGGAGGUUCUCGAGGUGGACGCAUUGAUGGUCGCCACCGGCUAUACGCGAAAUACGUAUGAAGAAUUGCUGAGUAAAGUUCAGAAUCUCCGGCCCACAGGAUCAAUCCACUGGGGGGUAAAUCGCAACUAUAGUGUGAUACUGGAUCGAGCCAAAGUGGGUUCUCGGGCUGGGAUCUGGUUGCAAGGAUGCAAUGAAAGCACGCAUGGACUGAGCGACAGCCUGCUGUCCGUGUUGGCUUCACGAGCUGGGGAAUUGGUCGAGUCGAUACUGCGAGAACACCUGCCGAAGCCGGGUCGCGCGCGGGCUCUUCUGUGA